Filobasidium floriforme is the source of this 1919-nucleotide messenger RNA. RefSeq names its product quinate permease. The coding region runs from base 156 to 1790 and encodes 544 amino acids. The transcript is spliced from 7 exons. Gene Ontology annotation, cellular component: membrane. Gene Ontology annotation, molecular function: carbohydrate:proton symporter activity. Gene Ontology annotation, biological process: transmembrane transport; carbohydrate transport. The record is from RefSeq and is a predicted model, not a curated record. Lineage: Eukaryota; Fungi; Basidiomycota; Tremellomycetes; Filobasidiales; Filobasidiaceae.
CCUACGAUCUGAUUCGAUAGGAGCGAUGAUGACAUCCAGAGUCGAUCGUUCGCACCACAACCAAGUCGCCUCGCAACUCAUAGACCGACUUGCGAACUUCCUCCGACUUACUCGAUUACACAACAAUACGACGACUUGACAGUUGACGACUCAAGAUGGUCAAGCUCACAAUUCAAGAGGACCGCCCGACGCCCAAGGAGGUCUACAACUGGAAGGUCUACACCUAUGCGUGCCUCGCAUGUUGGGCGUCCGUGAUGAUCGGAUACGAUUCCGCCUUCAUCGGGACCAGUCUCGCCCUCCAAUCGUUCAAGGACGAGUUCGGAUUGAAGACGGGAACCGCCGAGGAAAAGGCCAGGUUUAACGACUUGAGCGCGAAUAUCGUAUCCACUUACCAGGGCGGCUGUGCUGCUGGAGCCCUGUGCUCGUAUUUUGUCGGCCACUACUUCGGGCGUAAAUGGGGUCUCUUCGCUUGCGCCUUGGUCUUCUGCGUCGGAGCCGUCCUCCAGGUCGUCGCUAGCAGCAGUACCGGAUUGGGGAUCAUGUACGCCGGACGAUUUAUCGUCGGGUGGGGUGUGGGUGUGGCGAGUAGUUUGACUCCCAUCUACGUCGCGGAGAUCUCGCCGGCUGCUAUUCGAGGUCGAUUGAUCGGUAUUUACGAAGCCGGGUGGCAGAUCGGAGCCGUCGUCGGAUUCUGGAUCAACUACGGUAUCAACUUGAACAUCCCUUACGGUAACAAGCAGUGGCACAUCUCUUUCGCCGUCCAAUUGAUCCCCGGUGGAAUGUUGGCCCUGUCCGCCAUCUUCCUCUCUGAAUCUCCUCGAUGGCUCGUAUACAAGGGCAGGAACGUCCAAGCUCGCAAGAACCUGUCCAACAUCCGAAACCUGCCCGAGGACCACCCUUACCUCGUGGAAGAGAUGGAGGAGAUCGAAGUCGCUCACGAGCGGGACCAGCUGGCCGGCGGUGCCGGGCUCUGGGGUCCUAUCAAGACCCUCUUCAGGUCGCCCGAAUACCUCAAGCGAGUCGGGAUUGCCGUCUCGUUGUUUGCCAUGCAGAACGGAACUGGAAUCAACGCCAUCAACUACUACUCUCCUACCGUGUUCAAAUCCAUCGGAGUUAGCGGGACCAACACCGGUCUCUUGACCACCGGGAUCUUCGGUCUGAUCAAGUUCGCUGGAGCCAUUGUAUGGUUGCUCUACUUGGUAGACAGGUUCGGCCGAAAGCCCUUGCUGAUCGUCGGAGCCGCCGGAGGUGCCAUUAGCAUGUACUACAUCGGUGCCUACAUCGCCAUCGCCAAGCCCGAGAACAACCCUCCCGGUACCAAGCUAAGCUCGGGAGGUAUCUCCGCCAUCGCGUUCUUCUACAUCUGGACUUGUUUCUACGGACCCACCUGGAACGGUACUCCCUGGGUCUUUGGAGCGGAGGUCAUGCCCACCUUUGUUCGUGCUGCUACGCAGUCCAUCAUCGCCGCUUCGAACUGGCUCUUUGCCUUCGCCAUCGCCCGUGCGACUCCCUACAUGUUCCAAGACAUGAAAUACGGAGUCUACCUCUUCUUCGCCAGCUUCAUGGUCGUCUCCAUUCCCAUCGUCUACUUUAUCGUGCCGGAAACCGCUCACAUCCGAUUGGAGGAGAUGUCCGACCUGUUCGCAUUGCCUCCUCGAAAGGCGCACGGGAUCAUCAUGUCCCGCAACCGAGACAACGCGAACGACCGACCUGCGACCGCCAUCAACUCCGAGUCGUUCAACGAGGGAGACGACGAGAAGGGCGUCGAGUCUCGAAAUGAAUACGUAUGAGGAUCUUCUUCGGAAGUCACGAAAGACCGAAAUUUAUCAUCAGCAGUGUAACAGUAUUAUUAGGCAGCUUGUUGGAUCUUGCUUUGUAAGAGACUGACGAACAUGAAAGGAAUAUGCAUUGUCUCAAGG